Molecule: messenger RNA, 4705 nt
Organism: Dreissena polymorpha
Lineage: Eukaryota; Metazoa; Mollusca; Bivalvia; Myida; Dreissenidae
Product: putative extracellular sulfatase Sulf-1 homolog
Exons: 19
Coding region: 296-2983 (895 amino acids)
Molecular function (GO): N-acetylglucosamine-6-sulfatase activity; glycosaminoglycan binding
Source: RefSeq, a predicted model, not a curated record
AAAUUGAUUUUUCUUUACAAGACAAACAUAUUCUGUGCUUUUUGUGUACUCAGCAAAUUGUAUGGAGCGGUUUUAGUCAUUUCCAAUGUGGGCUGAGUUUGUUUAGCACCACUUGUGUGUAGGAUUUGAUUUUUAUUUAAAUGGAUGUCUUUUAUUUUGAAGAAAACAUAAUAUAACAUACCCUAAACAGCAUUUCCAGGACAUCAAAUCUGUGAUAUGUAAAUUGUAAACAAAAUAAUAUAAUUGUAUGUAAAUGUGAUAAAACUCUGACAUUUUAAUCUACAUAAUAAUUGUCAUGGCAACUGUGUCCCAGUUUCAACAAACUCUGACCAUAUAUACAGUGUCAGUCCUACUGAUCAUGACCUUUGCCCGCGAGGCAGCAGCCAAUCGAAAUAUGGGUAGGAACCAGGAAGAUUCCAUUGCAAGGUCAAGGUCAUUUAGAAGGUCACAGAACACGUUCAGCAGGUACUACAACCCUGGGUCACCCAAGACCCAGCAACGCAGCAAGAGACCCAAUAUCAUUCUUGUUUUGACGGACGACCAAGAUGAGUUGCUGGGCUCGAUGUCCACGAUGACCAAGACACUAAAGAUUAUGGGUCAGGAAGGCAUCCAGUUCAACAACUCCUUCGUCUCCACCCCCAUGUGUUGUCCGUCUAGGAGCACCCUGCUCACAGGUCUCUAUCCCCACAACCACCAUGUGUACACGAACAAUGAUAACUGCUCGGGGACUGAAUGGCAGAAAAUCCAUGAACCGAGGACGUUUGCAAAGUACUUGAGCGAUGCAGGGUAUCGUACAGGUUUCUUCGGCAAGUACCUCAAUGAAUACAAUGGUACCUACAUACCCCCAGGCUGGAGAGAGUGGGUGGGGCUAGUGAAGAAUUCCCGUUUUUAUAACUACACGCUGAACUUCAACGGACAGAAGGUGAAGCAUGAUGACAACUACUACCGUGACUAUUUCACGGACCUCAUCGCCAACGACAGCGUGACCUUUUUGAAACAGAGCAAGCAGUACUUUUCAGACAAACCAGUGAUGAUGAUGCUGAGUGUUCCUGCACCGCAUGGUCCUGAAGAUUCUGCCCCACAGUACCAACAUAUGUUUGAAAACAACACCCAACAUAGGACUCCCAGCUGGAACUACAUGAACAACUCUGACAAGCAGUGGCUGUUGAAGGAGAUCAAACUGAUGCAGCCCAUGGAAAUGGCGUUCACCGACCUGCUACAGCGUAAACGUCUACAGACAUUGCAGUCUGUUGACAGCCUUAUGGAGAAGAUAUACUACCAGCUACGUUUGCUGAAUGAGCUGGACAAUACGUACAUCAUCUACACCUCAGACCACGGGUACCAUCUUGGUCAGUUUGGAAUCCUUAAGGGGAAGGCACUCCCAUAUGACUUUGAUAUCAGAGUGCCCCUUUUUAUUAGGGGUCCAGGAGUACUGAGAGACACUAAGAUUCCCAAUAUUGUUGGCAACGUGGACAUCGCUCCCACCAUACUGGACAUGGCUGGCCUAGCAAUCCCAGACCACAUGGACGGGAGAUCAAUGCUGACACUGAUCAAGCACCACAAACAAGAGAAUAAUGUUCGAGGUGACCUAGUCUUCCCUCGGCGACCCUGGAGAAAUUCCCUGCUAAUAGAGAGAGGGAAAGUUACCAUGAAGAUAAUUCGAGACUUGAAUCGUGAGAAAGAUGACCAAUUGUUGAAAGAACAGGGGGGACAACUUGUAUCGUACGUUGACACAAAUCUUAGAAAGACUCUGAAAAUUUGUGCCGAUCCUAGCAAUCAGGAACCUUGUAAACUUGGACAGAGAUGGGUGUGUCUGAAAGACCACAAAGGACGAAAAAGAGCACAAAAGUGCAGGAAUUAUAACAGAACCACUACAGAAAAUGAAUAUCUACCUGAUAGUCUGCCAUAUGGAAGAUAUGUUCCACGAGCACAAGAAUUGUACACAAGAAAUAAGAGGAGUCCAAUGUGUGAUUGUAGCCAAAGAAAUAAAGUUAAAGGUCAGUCAAGAAAAGGUCGUAGAAACAGGCGAUCCAAUGCUGAGGAGCAACUGAUGCUUAGGAAAGGAAUGAUUGAGUACCAGCUGCAGGCCAAUCGUCAGCGGUGUCGCUACCUGCCCAACAACACAUUCACCUGUGAUCGGGAGCUCAUUACAGACCCACAGGAAUGGGAGAAAAACAAACAACAGCUUGAUGAGAUGAUAGAGGAGACUCGGCGUAGGCUGCGCAACCUCAAGAAAAUGCGCAUUCAGUUACGCAAGCAGAAGAAAAUAGAAAAGGAUCAAGGAUUCAUCUUUGACAUCAAUGACUCAGAGGAGUUUGAAGAUGACGACAUUGAGCCGACAAAUGUGGUCGACAACAUUGGGGGAGAAAUAGUGGAAGAGGCUGUGGAUGAUUGCAACUGUGAUGAAGAGGAUGAAGAAGAGGAGGAUAAUGUUGAUUAUUUUGAAGAGGAUACUUUUACAAUUCCAACUGAACUUAGCAAUUACAAACCAAACCAUACAAACUAUGAUGAGAAAGACUCGGAGGAGAUUGACCCAUACAAGCACAUCAAAGGCCGGAAGCGGUUUGACUGUGACCAAGGGGAUCUCAAAUGUUCCAUACAUGACAAAAACCACUGGAAGACUCCGCCCUAUUGGACAUUGCCUCCCCUUUGCAUCUGCUCGAAUGCCGUCUACAACACAUAUUGGUGUCUGCGCACCAUAAACCGCACUCAUGACUUCCUGUACUGCGAAUACAUUGACAGUUUCCUGGAAUUUUACAACUUUAAAACGGAUCCCUAUCAGUUGCACAAUGUCAUAAAGACGCUUGACUAUGGAAUAAUGCAUCAGCUUCACGAAGAGCUUGAUGAUCUCCGUAGAUGUGUAGGCUGGAAACAGUGCAAUAAGGGCCAAGAGGACAAUGAUAUAUCCCAGAAAAGAAGACGUCGAAGGAAGGUUCGAAAGUCAAAACUGUCUACAAAAAAUCGUUUAGAGGAAUAUAGUUAAUGACAGACUGUUCUUUAUAGUGAACUUUUAUUGGAAUUGCGUAUAAUUCCUUCCAUUAAAGCCAGUAUCACUGUUUUAUUUACAAGACAUCUUAAGAAUUUAAAAAAAAUUGACAAAAUGUAAAGUUGUAUUUAUUGUUUUUAUAUUGUUCAUGUAAUGUAAACUUAAUCUGAAAUCAAGUACAUGUAUGUCCUUACCAUUAGGAAUGACAGUUUUGUUACUUACAUCAUUUAAAAAUGUUAUUUAGUUCUGCAAAUUCUUUCAUACAAACACUGAAUAUAAUGUUUAAUAGUCUUAAGAUGUGUUGUAACUUAAGAUGUAUUGUGCAUACGAACCCAGAUGGGGCCCUCUGCAGAAUGGGCAAAGAUUUGUGAUAGCAAAUACAUUCAUGGAGGAGCAGUGUUUUUGUGUGUUUUAACAUGUGAAACAUGUGCACACAAGUUAAAAAGAACUAGGAAACCUAGGGCCAGUUUUUGUUUUGAACUAACACUUCAACUAUUUCCCACUUUCAAAUGUGGACACUAUGGCAUUACAACUUUCUUAAGUCAUCAUGAUCAUCAUCAGCAUCUUUGGUUGAGGUUUGCUUAGCCAUAGAAUGAAGAUUAACAUUCACAAUGUGGUCAUGUGAAAAUUAUGGCGUCAUCAUUAUCAUUGUCUGCAACAUCAGCAGGAAGUUGGAUAGCUUUUUCCUCAUUAUCAUCAUCAGCAUCAUUAGCAGCCAUUGAAAAAAAAAAGAUGUAUUUAUGUAUAUAUUGGCAUGUAAUUUACAAGUGAUUUUUUGAAAUGCUAUUCUGUGCACUUUAUAUUAUAAUAUAAUUAAUAAGAUAAUGAUUAAAAUAUUUAAUAGAUAUAACAUUUUACAUAUAAGCUUUGGUUUUAUUGAUUUACUUUGCAUGUUAUGAUACAAUCAAUAUUUACUAUUUCUUUUAACAUUCCUGUAUUUUUUUUCAACUUAUAUUUAACUUUUUUUUAACCCACAAACUCCAAGCCUGUAUGUAUCUUGUAAUAGAAGGCCAAUUUUGAAAUGCCAUUCUCUCUACCUUUGCACGUGGCGUUAUGGUUACUUCUUAAAAUGCAUAGAUAAAUGUCAUAAGACCACUGAUAUCAUUUGGCCUAAAAUUGACUCAAAAUAGACUCAGACACAUUUUCCUAGUUCAAGUAUUUGACUCAUUAAAUUAUUUAGUCAUUUUCCCCUUAGAGUAUUAAAAAAUUAAACUGUAUUUUGUAUGUUUAAACUUGAAGAAGUUUAUGUUUGGUGUGAGAAGGUUAAUCCAGCGAGGUGUAAAUAUUGGAGGUCUGAAAACAUUUACUGAUUUUAGGACCUCCUGUCUGUUACAAUAAAGUUAAUUAAGUCAAUAUUAUAGAGAAACAGUUUGGAUUAGUGAAGCUUACAUGCACAUUCUUGUAAUGUUUUGAUUAUUUGUUCAUGAUAAAACUCGUGUCAUAACACAUAUUACAGAUGAGCAAUAUAGGGCAUUCCUAGCACUGUGUUUCUAUCUACUUUCAUUAUUGCUUUUUUGAUCAUUAAAAAUAUAGUAAAUAUGAUAUGUUUCAUGUAUGUUCUAUAAACAUUACCGGUAUUUUAUAUUGCUCUUCAUUUGAUGCUAUUUGUAAAAUAGUUUAAAAUAUAUAUGUCUUGUUUGUUAGAAUGGUAGAAUGUGUGAUCAUCUGAAUGUAAAUGAAAAACAUAAAUAGUACUUUGAUAAAGCAAUACAUCAAUUA